Molecule: messenger RNA, 2365 nt
Organism: Onychostruthus taczanowskii (white-rumped snowfinch)
Lineage: Eukaryota; Metazoa; Chordata; Aves; Passeriformes; Passeridae
Gene: KTI12
Product: KTI12 chromatin associated homolog
Exons: 1
Coding region: 353-1075 (240 amino acids)
Source: RefSeq, a predicted model, not a curated record
AUGCAUCAAGAGAGGUGCACCAGAGCCAAUGGUCUAGGAAGUCCUUCGAUUUCAAUUCUGUGAACUGCACAAUGUCAUGGGCUGCUGGGGACUUCUCGGUUUUAAGUUCCCUGAGGGCGAGGGCGCGGUCCCUUCGUCCCAACAGCCGCUGCGAUGGCGUUUUUAAGCGGGACGCCUCGCAGGGCGGUGUCGCGGUGCCGGAGCCGGGGCGCGCCGCUUCUCUGCGCCCGCGGGGAGGAGGAGCGCCCGGGGCUGCGCGGGGCCCGGCCCGGCCCGGGCGAGCUGUGGGGGUGUGUGUGUGCCCGGCGGAAGCAGCCGCUCCACGUCCGGGUCGGGUGUCGCCGGCGGGGCGAUGCCGCUGGUGGUGCUGUGCGGGCGGCCCGGCAGCGGUAAGAGCCGACGGGCGGCCGAGCUGCGGGAGGCGCUGGGCGGCCCGGAGCGGGCGGCGCACGUCGUGGCCGAGGCGGAGGGCGGCCGGGCGGCGCUGCGGGCCGAGGUGGAGCGGCGGCUGAGCCGGCGGGACGUGGUGAUCGUGGACGCGGGCAACGAGCUGCGGAGCAUCCGCUACGAGCUGUACUGCGCGGCGCGGCAGGCGGGCACGGCGCGCUGCCUCCUGCACUGCGCCGGCGGCGCGGGCGGCCCCGACGAGCCGCCCUUCGAGGAGCCCGACCCGAGCUGCCGCUGGGACCGGCCGCUGUUCACGGUGCGCGGGGAGGAGCCGCUGCCGCUGGGCGCCAUCCGCGCCGCGCUGUUCGAGAGCGCCCCGCCGCCGCCGCACCGCGCCACCCGCACGCAGCCGCUGCAGUCCUGCGGCUUCCUGCACCAGCUGGACCGCGUCACCCAGGACGUGCUGGCCGCCGUGCUGGCCGCGCAGAGGAGCGGGGCGCAGCCCGGGGAGACCAUCCGCGUCCCCGGCGUGGCCGAGGGGCUGGUGCUGAGCCGGCCCGUGAGUGUGGCCGAGCUGAGCCGGCUGCGGAGGCAGUUCAUCAGCUACACCAAGAUGCAGCCCAGCGAUGAAAACCUGCCGCAGCUGGCCAGCAUGUUCCUGCAAUACCUGAGCCGCAGCAUCCAGUGAAGUGUCACCUGUGCCACCCAGCAGUGGCGGUGGUCAGGCCUUGAGGCACAGAGCCCUCAUAGCCUGGGUCCCACCUGUCGGGGAUCGGAUCGCUGGGCAGCAGCAGCAGCUCUGAGAGGGUGGGCACCGUGUCCCUGCAGCAGCCGAGCCAGCUGCAUUGCUGGGGGGAUCUCCAGGGAAGCAGUUCCUCACCCCUGCCUUCUCCCCGCUGGCAUCUUGCAAAAAGGAGAGCUGCUGGUGUAUCCCCAAGCAAGUGAAGUCUCCCGUGGAGAUGCAAACCCCAGCAAUCAAAUAGUGAAAGUGCAAAAGGUGAUGGCUCUAGGGAAGACUUUUCCCUCCACGUUGGCAUGUGUGUGCCUGGAAUAAGAAGAUUGUUUUUCCAGAGCUGCCACCAGAUAAUGUCAAACUGCAGAAGAGACUUCAGGUCCAGAACUGGAUCAGGCUGUAUUUUUAGGAUGUGACUGUUUCAAAAAAAUCUGACUGACCCAAGAGAGAUUUUCCACUCUGCACUGCAAAAGGGUGCUAGCUUAACAGACUCAAACUUCUCUGUUUCAGGUCUAAUAAUAAAAUGUGUGCCUUAAAUGGAGUAAAGUCUUAAUUUACCUGCACGACUAUUUUACCGAAAAAACUUGUCCAUGUCUUUUUUCUUCAAGGUCAUUAUACACCCUUAAAACCAUAAUUUUACACCCUUAAAAACACAAAUUGCUUAAGAAUGAGUGCUGUCAUAGGAAAAAUGAGCUAAAAUGACAGAAAUAAAUGUAUUUAUUUCUGUUCUGUGUGAAACUUAUACGUCUGUACUGGCUGUGAUGGGUAGCUAAGUUUCCAAUAAUUUUGGGUACAGCUUAUAUAAAACUUCUUACUUUCUGGUGGAUGCUUCAUUCUUCAUUCUAAUAAAUGGUGCUUUUCGUUUUAAUUUUAUGUGUAGUGCUCACUGGGACAAAAUGGUGAAGUGGGGCAGGAAGGGUUACUUCAGUUAUAGUGUCUGUCUGGCACACCAGGUGCUAAGGGGCUUUAUGCACUGCAGAACUUAGAAAUUACUACAAAAAUGUUUUUCAUAUACAUGAGUUUAUUUUACCAGUUAAAGUAAAGAGAACAAAGCUGAGAAAUCACAUCAAUUAUCUCAAACCUCUGUGAGUUCUCACUGACUAAGAGUUGGUAUUUCUAGGAAGUGAGCACUUUCAUUUAAAAUCUGCUUUUAAAAUUUCUCUUUAAAAAGAGUGUGGCAGUACUAGCAGACCACUGAACUCUUUCAACAUGAAUCAGUGAUCCUUGUUGAUGAGAACAAUCUGA